AUGACUCAGAUUGGACAAUCAGUUGCUGAACUUCACUCAGCUGCUAAGAUGGAGGAUCCUGAUGAGAAGUCUGAGGUUACGGCAGCAUCUGCAGAUCCAACAAUGAAGAAAGAGCCAACGUCGUCAACUGCCACUGAUCCUAAAGUUCCCAGAUUGAGAAAUGAGCAGCAACCUACUUCACGACAGAAACCUUCUCUUCAUGAUAGUGAUAUCCAACCACUUGAAGUCCAGCGCUACGUAGUGGAACACAUUAUGAAAGCUGAGGAAAGUGCUUACCAUCUACAAAGGCUCCGAGUGUUUUCUGGACGGCUGCCUAGACCAGCACAUGAAGCAGACUAUGAGACCUGGCAUUCAGGAGUGGAUCUGCUAUUAAAAGACCCAUCAGUUUCUGAGCUUCAGCGAUCGAGGAGGAUCAUGGAGAGUCUACUUCCCCCAGCCGCUGAUAUGCUAAAGCAUUUAAGUUCAGAUACUCCACCUACUGUGUAUCUGAACAUAUUGGAUUCGGCAUAUGGCACAGUACAAGAUGGAGAAGAACUCUUUGCAAAAUUCAUGGACACUUUCCAAGAUGCAGGGGAGAAGCCAUCUUCAUACCUCCAGCGGCUGCAAGUGACAACUAUCCCAGUUUCUUUCUAUAAUGAUAAGCUAAGUCACCAACCUGUAAUGCCUCUGGAUAAUUUGUUACAGGUUGAAGGUGCUGCUGGACAGUCUGUUCCGUAUCUGGGGUACGUGGAGCUGGUCAUCACCUUCCCUGAAGAUUUCAUUGGAGUAAACACAGAGGUACCAACUCUUGCUCUUGUGGUCCCAGAUACUAGUCCUGAUAGGCCAUCUAAUGUACUUAUUGGCAUGAACACACUGGAGCCACUGUAUGAACAACAUCUUAGCGGUAACCAUGUACAAUUUCAACCCAUGGCCCAAGGAUAUCGAGCGGUCCUGAAACUGCUACAGUUAAAACACCAGCAAAAUCAAUCAGGAAGGGCAGGAACUGUCAGGCUAUUAAGCACCACUCCAGUCCUUAUUUCACCUGGCCAAACCACUGUCUUGGAGGGUUCUGUUAAAAACACCCUUCCAUCUGCAGAUAAGUGGGCCAUUGUUGAACACCCUAGCUCACCUUUACCAGGGGGUUUAUGUGUUCAGAGUUGUCUAAUUACAUUGCCACGGUAUCCACCAUAUAAAGUCCCAGUGAUCAUGAAGAAUGAAUCAGAGCAAGAGGUGUUCAUAUCACCAUUAACCAUUAUUGCAGACAUUGGGUCAGCGCCUACUGUUUUGUCGCAACAAAUCACAUCUCAAACCUCACAACAAACCACUUUGGAGUUUAACUUUGGAGACUCUCCUAUUCCACCUGAGUGGAAAGAACAUAUUAUCAACAAAAUGAACAGCAUGCCUGAAGUAUUUUCUCAUCAUGAUAUGGAUUUUGGCUGUACAGACGCAGUUAAGCAUACCAUUAGACUUAAUGAUGAAACGCCUUUUAAACACAGAGCAAGGCCAAUCCAUCCUCAAGAUCUGGAGGCAGUCCGUGAACAUCUUAGAGACCUGUUUGGAGCUGGCAUCAUACGAGAGUCUAAAUCACCAUUUUCCUCUCCAAUAGUUGUUGUUCGGAAACGUAAUGGUUCCGUCCGGCUAUGCAUAGAUUACAGGAAACUGAAUCUUCAAACUAUCAAAGAUGCAUAUGCCCUUCCUAAUUUGGAAGAAUCUUUUUGCGCUCUGACAGGGUCCAAAUGGUUCACUGUGUUGGAUUUAAAAUCUGGCUAUUAUCAAAUAGAGAUGGCAGAAGAAGAUAAGGCUAAAACAGCUUUUGUAACUCCCCUUGGGUUUUGGGAGUGGAACAGGAUGCCGCAAGGAAUUACAAAUGCGCCUAGCACAUUUCAGCGGCUAAUGGAGAGAUGCAUGGGAGAUCUGCAUCUUAAAGAAGUCCUUGUCUUCCUCGAUGACAUCAUCAUCUUCUCUGCCACUCUGGAAGAACAUGAGGAACGGCUGCUGCGUGUGCUCUCCCGGUUGAAGCAGUUUGGACUAAAGCUCUCUCCAGAGAAAUUCCUGCAAAGCUGAAGAAAUCAGAAGGAAAGUACUCGGAUCCAAAGCAAUCCUUUGGAGAUAAAUGGACUAGCCAUCAGCAGAUUGCCUUUGAAACAGUCAUUUCCAAAUUGAC
Molecule: messenger RNA, 2143 nt
Organism: Gambusia affinis (western mosquitofish)
Lineage: Eukaryota; Metazoa; Chordata; Actinopteri; Cyprinodontiformes; Poeciliidae
Exons: 3
Coding region: 1-2043 (680 amino acids)
Source: RefSeq, a predicted model, not a curated record